This is a messenger RNA of Aspergillus homomorphus CBS 101889, 5508 nucleotides long. Its product is annotated as putative PHD transcription factor (Rum1). NCBI's taxonomy places the organism in Eukaryota, Fungi, Ascomycota, Eurotiomycetes, Eurotiales, Aspergillaceae. The record is from RefSeq and is a predicted model, not a curated record. Gene Ontology annotation, molecular function: histone demethylase activity; DNA binding. Gene Ontology annotation, biological process: chromatin remodeling. The transcript has 5 exons. The coding region runs from base 85 to 5214 and encodes 1709 amino acids. Gene Ontology annotation, cellular component: nucleus.
CGCAUCGGAUGCUGGCCCCCUUCCGUCCGCGGUAACUCUACGCGCAAAUUCGCCCUCCUCUCGACGAGGCCUUCGCUCUAAGAGAUGGUGGCUCCGGCCUCAACAGGAGACAUCUCCACGGGCAUUCAGCCUGCAGCGAGUCGUCUACCCACCCGAUCCUCCAGUACACAUCCUUCGCAUUCCCACAAUGUUCCUUUGAGCGCUCGACGAUCCGCGCCCCUCGACCUGUCGACUGUCGAGCGACGCGGCCAACCCAAUGCUCCCCGGGAGCCUACAAAACGGAUCCGGCCUCACGGGUUGGAAGAGGCACCAACUUACCGGCCGACAGAGGAGGAUUUCAAAGACCCUGAAGCAUACAUUCGCAGAAUCGCGCCGGAGGCUAGUAAAUAUGGGAUUUGCAGAAUUAUCCCCCCGGAGGGCUGGCAACCCCCCUUCGCGAUAGACACCGAGCGUUUUCAUUUCAAAACCCGUCGACAGGAGCUCAACUCGGUCGAAGGAGGUAUGCCCCCGCGUUCAGCCACGUCUGCCGCCGGUGGAGCUCCGCAGCCCAGUUCUGACCCGGAGCCAGGGAACCGUGCAAACUUGAACUACCUCGAUCAGCUGGCCAAGUUCCACAAGCAACAUGGUACCAACCUCAACCGCUUCCCCAGCGUCGACAAACGUCCCUUGGACUUGUAUAAACUGAAAAAGGCGGUCGAGGUGCGCGGGGGCUUCGACGCGGUCUGCAAGAUGAAGAAAUGGGCCGAGAUCGGUCGCGAUCUAGGCUACAGUGGCAAAAUUAUGUCUUCCUUGUCGACUUCUCUCAAAAAUUCCUAUCAAAGAUGGCUGCAGCCAUACGAGGAAUAUCUACGGGUGGCUAAGCCCGGGGUCCAGCAACAACUGGAGCUGGAGCACGGUGGUCCAUAUACACCGUCGCCUCAACAGUCGCCGAUGCCGAAGAGACCAGCUCCAUUCGAGAAUGGCACUCCAUCGGCAACGCCGCAACCUAUUGCAAGCGCUCCUGUCAUUGCAUCGAGGGAGGUUGAAGCGACCCCGGAGAAACCCACUCCUCCAGUCGAGCCUACACCGCCUCGACCGAUUGCGUCCGGCUUCACGGCCGUUAAUACUUCCGGUGGCUUCACGGCCGUUAACCGCUCGCCAUCCUUUGUGGCGGUAAAUAGCGCCCCAGCGGUCAAACGCGAGGCCGACAAUGGGUCACUCACCCCGAAAAGUGUGGCUGAACACCCGGCCAAUGGCCACGGGGCUCCGCCCAUGAAGCGCGCGGUCAGCCACGAGAGUGGUUCUCAGACCGAAAGUGGCGAACUAGAUGCCAACGGCCGUCGCAGCAAGCGUCUUCGCAAAGAUGCGCCUCUGCCGACUAUCUCUGGAAGUCAUAUGAGCCUUCUCCGUCCUGCCCCGCCCCGGCAACGCAAGACGGAUAUUCGCAAGAAUGGAGAUAAAUGUGAAGUUUGUGGCAAAUCCGAGGACCGACCGUCGAUCUUGCUCUGUGAUAGUUGCGAUCAUGGGUACCACAAGUCUUGCCUCGAUCCGCCUCUUACGACCACUCCAGAAUAUGACUGGCAUUGCCCCAAGUGUCUCGUUGGCACUGGGGAAUUCGGGUUUGAAGAAGGCGGAGUUUACUCGCUUAAACAGUUCCAGGAAAAAGCAAAUACAUUCAAGAAGAAUUACUUUGCAUCCAAAAUGCCAUUCGAUCCUGUCCUCAACACCCAUAGACGCGAGUCUGAAGACGAUGUCGAGCGUGAAUUUUGGCGACUGGUUGAAAGCUUGACGGAAACCGUUGAGGUUGAGUAUGGCGCCGAUAUCCAUUCCACCACUCACGGGAGUGGGUUUCCUACCAUCGAACGCAACCCGCUGGACCCCUAUUCUGUUGACCCCUGGAAUUUGAAUGUUCUGCCGUUCCAUGGGGACUCUCUCUUCCGUCACAUCAAGUCCGACAUCUCCGGGAUGACGGUUCCCUGGGUCUAUGUUGGCAUGUGCUUCUCAACCUUCUGUUGGCACAACGAGGACCACUACGCGUAUUCGGCCAAUUACCAGCACUUUGGUGCCACCAAAACCUGGUAUGGUAUCCCUGGCGCUGAUGCAGAGGCGUUUGAAGAGGCAAUGCGGCAAGCAGUACCCGAACUGUUCGAGGGCCAGCCGGACCUCCUCUUUCAGCUGGUCACAUUGAUGCCGCCCGACCAGCUCAAGAAAGCCGGGGUAAGAGUCUACGCCCUCGAUCAGCGCGCCGGUCAAUUCGUCAUCACAUUUCCUCAGGCAUAUCAUGCCGGUUUCAACCAUGGCUUCAAUUUCAAUGAAGCUGUCAAUUUCGCCCCGGCGGACUGGGAGCCCUGGGGCGCUAGGGGUGUCUUGCGCCUGCAAGAUUUUCGGCGGCACCCGUGCUUCUCGCACGACGAGCUGCUGCUGACCGCUGCCGCUCGCGAUUCGUCUAUCACCACCGCCAAGUGGCUGGCACCGGCCCUGCAACGUACUUGCGCCCGGGAGUUAAACGACAGGGCUACUUUCGCCGCACGCCAUCGUGAGGCCGCUCCGCACAAUUGCACACUCUACUCCGAGGAACCGGGGACUGGUGACUGCCACCUGAGAUUCGUUGUCGAGGAGGAAGACCUGCCUGAAGAUGACUACCAAUGCCAGUACUGCAAGGCGUAUACCUAUCUUGCGCAGUUUCGAUGUCAGAAGACGGGGAAGACCGUGUGUCUGCCACACGCCGAAACAUACAACUGCUGCGGAGAGUCACUAACGGAAAGAUUGCUGGGCCCGGAUCACGUACUCCGUUAUCGCAUGAGCGAUGAGACCUUGAAGGCCGUGGUAUCGAAAGUCCAGGAACGCGCCAGGAUCCCCGAGGCAUGGGGAGAGAAACUCGACUACAUCCUAGAAGACGAACCCAAACCCCAAUUGAAGGUCCUCCAUAACCUACUUAGCGAAGGUGAGAAAAUCCCAUACCAUUUGCCUGGUCUCCCAGAUCUCGCGGCCUUUGUCCAGCGCUGCGAUAAAUGGGUUGAAGAAGCAACCAAUUACAUUACCCGCAAACAGCAAAACCGGAGGAAGAACGAGAAGGCGUGGCGCAAGGGUACUUCCAAGGCUGCGCAGCUGGAAGAACGUGAUCGUGAAGUUCGCAGAGUAGAAAACAUCUACGCCCUUCUUGCAGAGGCUGAUAAACUGUCGUUCGACUGUCCACAGAUGGCGGCACUGGAAGAGAAGACCCGCGAGAUCGAGAAAUUCCGCCAGGACGUUAACGUUGCCCUCAUGAACCCCCACAUCCGAUCGGUCCAGGAAGUCGAAGAUCUGGUGGAAUCCUCUCGCAAUUUCAACGUGGAUAUACCCGAGGUUGAAAACCUAGAGCACAUUCUCCGACAAAUGAAAUGGAACGAAGAAGCGCGCCGCAAGCGCGACCAAUACUUGACCCUCAAGGACUGCCAGGACCUGAUUCUCGCCGGCGAGCAACUGGGACUGUCGGACACCAAUGAUCACCUGCUCUACCUCAAGGAACUCUGUCGCCACGGUGAGGCCUGGGAAGCGAAAGCCAAAGAACUAAUGGCUGUGGAAUCCGUGCACUACCAGCAGUUGGAGGCUCUCUCCGCGCAGGCGUCCCGCUUCCCUGUCUCCCCCGAGACCCUUGCCGCUGUAGAUGCCAUAUUAACCAAGCAACGUGAGGCGCAGAAAAGGAUACAGAGCUUGUAUGAGCGAAGCAAGGAUCCGGAUUUUCGGAAACGUCCAAAGUACAAAGAAGUUCGGGAGCUCAUGGAGUCCUUGGAAGAAUUGAACAGUCGGCCGACCGGUGCGCUUGACCUUGAGCGGGAGCAAAAGCGCCAUGAAGACUGGAUGCGAAAGGGUAAAAAGCUUUUUGGUAAAGCCAAUGCCCCCUUGCAUAUCCUCAAGUCUCAUAUGGAGUACGUGGAGAAGAGAAACUCCUAUUGCUUUGACCUGGAGGAUCGUUGCCGGCCUCCUGUUGAGCCUGCGUCGAGGGACAAUAGCCCGGAUGGUCUGCUGGAGAGCAACCCUACCCCCAGUAUGUGGGGUGGGGGGAAAUCACGGAAGCGCGAUGUGUUCUGCAUCUGUCGACACUCCGAAGCCGGCAUGAUGAUCGAGUGCGAGGUCUGUCAUGAGUGGUAUCAUGGAAAGUGUUUGAAGAUUGCCCGGGGCAAAGUCAAGGAAUUUGACAAGUAUACAUGCCCCAUCUGCGACUGGCGGCAGAAGAUUCCUAGGGAUGCUGCUCGUCCAAAGCUGGAGGAUCUCCUCGAGUGGCAGGCCGAGAUGCCUGGCCUGCCUUUCCAACCGGACGAGGAGGAAAUCCUGGACAACAUCGUCAAUCAAGCAACCACAUUCCGCGACUUCCUUCAGAGCUUCACGAAUGCUGCCUGCACGACUACCGAGGAGGUGCCAACGCUGAUCUUCUACUUGCGCAAGAUCGAGGGAGCGGAGGUCUUGUUGGCGUACGAAACCAACUUCUUCCGUCAGGAGAUCCACAAAUGGGCCCCGAUUGCCCCAGAGGCCCCGCCGAUCUUGGAGCAGUCGCUUUCCACCCGCAAGCCUCGUCCGACCAAGCAGCAGAAGAUCAUGGCACAGCUUGGUGUGGAGCGGCCAGAAGAUCUUCCCCCGCACCUGCGCUCGAAGCAGCCCAACCUUGUCAAGCGCAAGUCUAUUGAUGCUACUCCGAGUCGGCCUACCCUGCUUCAGCCCUCGCCUGGCGUCGGUGACGGUUCCAACUCGGAGUCAGGGCCUACCUUGACCAUGGGCGACUCGCAAAAUCCGCCAUAUCCUUUCUCCGCCAGCUACACGCUUUCCGCUAGCGACUCGACGCCGGCGUUCGCCCCGGGCUCUUCUGCUUUCUUGCCCCAUGUGUCAUCGGCCGACUCGCCUCCGUUCCCUCCUCGCUCUCCUUCCCUCCACCAUCAGGGACUCGAAACCUCUCUGUUUAGUUCCCCGCGAUUCACUCGGGACCAUCCCGAUGGCCCUCCCGGUGUGGAUGUUGAGAAUCCGUUUGACAGUAGUCCUCGGCAGAACCUGGACGAUGUUUUUGCCGACCUCACCAACCAGGAUACGGAGGGCGAUCAAGAUCCGGAGCAAGAGCCGGAGCCCAUGGAGAAUACACAUGCUAACGAAGCACUGGAGGUUCUUGAUGUGAGCAACGGGGAGAGCCAUUCCGAGCACCUUCCGGAUGAUGGGUCCGAUGAUGAACAACUCAACGGUCACGUGGACGUGGACGAAAUUGAAUAAGCGCGCUUCUUCCUCUCUUCCUUUCAUUUCCUUCUUAGAUUUCUUGACAUUCUAUACUCCGGCAUUCUGCGGCGUUUUCUAAAGCCUUCUUCAGGUGGUUUUCUGUGUGUGGUUCAUGAAUGGGUAACGGUGUUGACGUGUCUGGUGUGUGUUUUCGAGUACUACGGUGCUUUAAUAAUUGUUCGGUGUACCAAAAAGGGCCUGGCGAGCAGGGGUCCAAACGCUUUGCUAAUUCUGUCUUGUUGAUGGCUUUUAGGCCUAAUGUACACUGUUAGUCCCCUAUCUUCUUCGUGG